AUGUUUGAUGCUUACCUGGACGUGCUAAACAGUGUUGGGCAAAAGCGCCAGCGCAGCCCUGCUACGUCUAGUGCCAAAACCAACCCUAUACCUACGAACUUGCCGCCAGAGGGCUCACCGCCGCAGGCGACGGAGGCAGAUCAUGAGGCGGACGAUGGCGACUCGAAAAGUUCUACUUCUUCGGAGGCCAGCGACGUCUCCGACUUCUUCGACACGCUCACGGAGCUGUACCUGUUUUUCCGUGACGCGGACUUAUCACGCCGUGAAGUCAACAGACUGCUUAACAUAUUCCGUAACCCUCAGUUCAGUUUGAAGGAAUUACGCAAGUGGCGCAGCUACGCCGACGUGAAGCGAUGGGGGAAAGAGCGUGCGCCGCCAGAUAUGGUUCCAUGGAAAACAGAGCAUAUCGUCGUGCACGGGCCCAGAGGAAUGUCCCAAAAGCUUCUCUUGCACUUCCGCGACACAGAGCUGCUUGUGAAGAAGCUAGUCCGCAUUUUUUCGCGGAGGAAGGGUUUCGUGUGGAAGCCACAGGAGAAGUACAACGAGAAGGGGAAGCGCGUUUUCGAGGGGCCAGAAACAGGCACGUGGAUGCACGAGGCGCAGAAAGAGAUCAAGGACGACAAGGCUCUGAUUCUCGGGGUCAUCGUGUACAGCGACAGCACUCAGGCGUCGCGCAACGGGCGGCGGAAUGCGUGGCCUGUUCUGAUAUCGCUUAUUAACAUUCCGGAGGAAUUGAGGUGGUUUGAGCCGGGCCACACUCUUGCGGCAGUGUUGCCAUUCUGUCCGGAAUGGGCUAGUCCGACAGAGAAGGCCCGUGUUUUCCAGGAGGCGCUGAAGAUCAUCCUAGGGCCCCUGAUGCGGGAAACCGCAAGUGCUCCUGUGAGGUACUUUUAUGUGACAGACGCCACCGGCAAUGUGGUCAAGGCGGUACCUUGCCUCUAUGGGUACCCUGGUGACUAUCCAGAGAACAGUAGGGCCUCAGCCACGCUGCAGACGGGCACUCAUCGCCCCUGCGCUAACUGCUAUGCAGAAGUGGGAGAGCUGAAACGGCUGACUGCUAGAAUAGAUCCACGCACACCUGAGCGGCAGAAGGACAUUUGCGUGCUGGCGCGGUGGAACUUUGGGAACACCACCUGGGGGAACGUCUACCUCGCAUGUUUGGCUGACAUUUUACACGUGCUGGACUCUGGUGUCUUCGUACACAUGAUGGAAGAAUACCUUUCCCCCCUGGGGAAAGUCGAGAUCCGCAUCCUGGAGAGGCGGAAGAAGGAGUUCAAAAGCGAUACUCCAAGUGUGCUGCUGCGGAUUCCUGGGGGAUCAUCAUUCUUCCUUUCUGGUGCCAACAAUGCGGCGUUCGAACAUCGUGCCAUGAUGCAAAUCAUGCCGAUCCUCAUUGCGGAUUCUAGUGCCUUGAAGAAGGGCGAGGCGGGAGAGUUGAGGGCGCUGCAGAUUAGAGCAUUCCGUUAUUACGCCCUGUUCUACAAGGCGUUUUUGGGAGUGGCGGCGCACACCCGUGCCACGCUGAAAGAGGCCAAGCAACGUGCUGUUGCAACCUCUGAGCAACACAACUGUAUGCUAUGCAGGCUGAUGGAGCUACUGCCCAAAGCUUUCCCAGACCAGGCGUCAAAGUGGGAAAUUCCCAAGAUCCACAUGAUCAAGCAUCUUCUCGAGAACGUGGAAGCAAGGGGGAUGCCACACCACUACAGCACGGAGAUGUGGGAGCGCACUCACAAGGGGACAGUGAAGGGUCCCGUGAGGGGGAGCAACUGGGCUGACAUUCCGAGGAGAAUUGUGGAUGAGGAGAUGCAGCGGGAGAUUUACAGAGAAGUGGCGGCCGAUGCGGGAGGAGGUCGGCAGUACGUGUCAGCGCUGCGUGUGGUGAGUGUUUGGGUGCAAGCAAGACUAGGGGUGGUGCGCUGGGCGACUCACGCCCUGUACCAAGUGCGUGUUUGCUAUGCACUCUCAUUCAGUGCAUGCUGUGUCGCCGGUGGUUGUGUGCGGCAGGCCGUGGAAGAGAUGGAGCCAGUGCUAACGAAGAAGUUCAGGGUCAUGCGCCUCGGAGGCACCGCGGACAAGGUGUUUGCCGAGUACGCAGCGGUAUUUGGGGAUCAGAUGGCGGGCCUACCAGGUCAGCUGCGGGAGAUGCAGUUGAACCCUGGCAGUGUGCAGACACACACAGCAGUGGCCAUACCACGUACGCAGGGUGGGGUGCUUGUGGCGAAGGGGACGUUCGUCAAGGCGUCCCCGCGAGAGAACCUGUUCUCAGAUUUGGCACUCCUGGCUCCUGAAGGCGGGGAUUGGUUUGCUAGAUGCCUAUGUAUUUUCAAGGCGUUGAACGCGGAGGGCAAGUGGACUGGGUGUGCCUACGUGAGUAUGAGCUCGGUGAAGCCCCCGUUGAAGGACAUCGUACAGAAGCUGAAAGUGCUCCCCGACGAUGUGUUUCUGUUUGUGGAGAUACCGUUUAUGCCCAGCCGGUUGCCGAAGACCAAGAUACCGGGGAGGAACGGAACCCCGUGCGACCGGAUCAUAAGUGUCGGCUUCUUGUACAAUGCGACGGGGACCUGCACCACGGUGCCCCUUGUGGUGUUGCGCCAUGACGAGCGCCCCGAACCUAGGCGCAGCGGGGAUCCUGCACCGGCGGUGAUUGUGCGCUACACGAAGAGUGGGCGCCUCACACCAGAGGUGUUUACCGAGUUUUUUCAGACGGUUGAUGGGGUGCAGCUUAGCCGUGGAAGGAAGACGGUUGUGUUCACCUACAACACGGCGCACCGCAUUACCGCGAAUGACGCGGAGACCACGGUGGAGCAUGGGCUGACUAUGGUGCAUUUCACGCACACACGCUUUGUGGACCUGACAGACGUUGUGCACUGGUCCAGUAUGCCGUUUUUGCACGGCGUGGUGGACGCUUUCAAGGCUGAGUAUCGUGUGAUACUGAUGAGACGCGCGGUGCGGUCCAAUCUGUUCCACGAGGAUUUCGAGGCGCCGAUUUCCCUGGUGAAUUACGGUGUUAUGCUGCUGUGGGUGGGCUUGGCAUGGAAGGCGCUGACGGCGGCAACGAUGCAAAGGAGCUGGUGGAGGGCGGGAUGCGUCCCGGAGUCAUGGUGGGAGCUGAUGUGGCACCUGCACGGCAUGUACUCGGCCGGCAUGUACGAUCCCCUGGUCUCUACCACGGCGGACCUCCUGGUGCUGCUACGUGAGUUCCGUGUGCGGCCGGCUAUUUAUAUGCCGGUGUCCGAUUACGUGACAUGCGAUGAGUGGUUAAUGGAGAAGGCUGGUGUGAAGUUGGUGACGCCAACGACGCCGACGUCUUCAGGGGACGAGGGCGAGAUGUGCCUGCCGGAUGGGCCUCUGAUGCGUGACGAACGAAGCCGACGACGUGCCAUCCGCAAUGUGACGAACGCGUACGUAUGUCACGCGGAGGCGCUGGGGAUUGCUCCUGCGGAGGUGGCGACUGUCGUUGGCGCCUCUGAUGGAGAGGUGGUUAGCCGCCUAAGCCGCACACCGAAGAAGCGAGCUCGCAGUUCGGGGUCGUCGGACAGUGGGUCCGUGUAG
Molecule: messenger RNA, 3552 nt
Organism: Closterium sp. Yama58-4
Lineage: Eukaryota; Viridiplantae; Streptophyta; Zygnematophyceae; Desmidiales; Closteriaceae
Source: the annotation of a GenBank genome assembly